Messenger RNA from Leptopilina boulardi, 973 nucleotides. RefSeq lists its product as uncharacterized. NCBI's taxonomy places the organism in Eukaryota, Metazoa, Arthropoda, Insecta, Hymenoptera, Figitidae. The transcript is spliced from 4 exons. The record is from RefSeq and is a predicted model, not a curated record. Bases 41 to 841 code for a protein of 266 amino acids.
UUUGAUUUGUGUCGCAUGAAUAUACCAGAAAGUUACAAAAAUGGAGGAUUCAGAUUAUUUAGUAGACUCAUGGAAAAAAAGUCCAUUUUUUGUUGUUCAAGAUGAAUAUGAAUUUACGUGCACAAGACUUCUAGAAAGAAUAGAAAAAAUUCUUGCAAAUGUCCAAUUGGAAAAGUUAAAUAUUGAAAGUAUUCACAAUGAAUUAGAUAAUGAAUUAGAUGAAUUCAAUGAAAUUUCAAAUGAAUUAAAUAAUAAAAUUAAGUCACUUACCAGUUUAUCACACACUCAUUACUGUGUGAAUUAUAAUCUAAAGGAUUUCGUGGAAGAUGUUUCUUCACGAUGGCAGGCAGCAAUAAAUGAGGGAAACUUGCAUUAUUGUAGAGUUCGAAUAUCAACUCGAUCAAUUUUGAGAAAAAUUCAAAUUGAUGCCGAUGAAAUUAAACUAAUGUUACAAUUUUCAAUAUGCAAUUGUAAUCAACAAUGUAUUGAAAAAGGAUUUUACAUUUGGAAUGAAAUUUAUCGAUUAAUAGAGAUCAUAGCUAAUUGCGAUCAUGAGGUUCAAUUACUGAUGCCAAUCCGCGAUAUUGCACCACGUAUAAACAAUCUCAUUUCAUCGAUUAAUAAUUUCGUUAACAAUAAUGAAUUUAUUCGAUUUAAUUCAAAAUGUGAGGAAUUAACCGUUUUUCCUUAUGUAUCAAAAUUAUUAACAGGAGAACUUAUUGGCUUAAAGCCAAUUAAUCCUGAAUUUGUUUUAAAAACAAAUGCACUAAGGAGACCAAUUUUUAUCACUAGAAUAAUUAGACAAAAAGUAAAGAAUCGUCUAAAUAUUUGUGAAUGUUAAAAAGAAACUUUAAAUAUUAUAUAUGUUAAUUUAAAAUUAUUUAUAUCGUCAAUGUUUUUCUAUGUUCAGUGAAGAUAUAUAGUAUUGUCUACAAAUUUAUGUAAAAAUAAAUAAAUAUUUUUAAUAAUAAUA